UUAAUCCAUCCGGUUCGAUUUUGCAAACACUAGGCACCUCACCCACGACACCCUCUCUCUUCGCCCGCCCUACAGGUGAGCGAUUCAAAAAGUUUGGUCUCGUGCCCUUUCUCUUCUCCCCCAUUUUACAUCAGAGUCUGCACUGUUCGAUUCUCUCUCGCUGAGCUAGUCUAAUCUCACUAACACAACCAAAGUCUCACCCUCCCAUUGCCCCUUUCUACGACUGAAAAUUCAACUCUCCAUCUCUUUGUCAAUAUCUUCCAAACCCUAUUUUUAGUUUUCUAAAUCAACCUCUCUUCUCUCCAUCUCUUUCCAAUCUAGUCCAAGCCCUGUCUAUUCACCAUUUCUCUCUCUGCAAAAUUUCCAAAUUUAUCAAUUCUUCAUCUUUGAUGCCAACAUAAUGGGCCUUCUCACCUUAACCAUUGACAAAACUCUGCCCUCAAUGGCUCAACCACAGUUCAGAAGAGGCUAUUGGCUUCUCUGAUAGCUUAGUCAAUGUGGAGGCCCCUUUACUCAGGUGGUCACUAAAAUACUUUGCGAACCAGCAGGGUCCUAUGCCGUAUUUCUUGAUCGAAUGCGGCUUCCCUCUCCUCCUCCGCUUCCCUGCUUCCGCUCCCCUCUAGCCUCCUAUCUCUCUACCCUCUCUCCCCAACUCUCCUCCUCACUCUCUAAUCACCCACCCCACUCCGCUGAUGAUCACCAGCCCUCUCUCUCUGCUCUUUCAUCCCCUUCUCUCUCUAGCCUCGCCCACGCCUUCAUCGACCGUCCCGACGUCUCGGCGUGGAAUGCCCUCAUCGCCGACCUCGCGCGCAAUGGCGACUCCCUUGAGGCCCUGCACGCCUACACUGCAAUGCGCCGCACAAAAGUGCGACCAGACCGCUCCACCCUUCCCUGCGCCAUCAAGGCUGCGGCCAACCUCGCCAACCUGACCAUGGGCCUCGUCCUCCACCACCAUGCGUUGGUUUCAGGUCUCAUUUGUGACGCUUUUGUUUCAUCUUCUCUCAUAAAUAUGUACUCAAAUUGUUCAAAACCCGAUGAAGCUGAGAAGGCCUUCAUUGAAUCACCCUUUAAGAACCAAGUUCAUUACACUGUUAUGCUUUCCUGUUACGCCCAAAACAACCUCCCCAUGCAUGCGUUGGGUACAUGGCGUGACAUGCGAAGGUCAGGUGUGUCACCUGACCCGGCAGCCUUGGUGACGGCGCUCUCAUCCUGUGGGCCAGAUACGCUUGUCGCGCGCAUGCUGCAUGGGGUUGCUGAGCGCGCAGGCCUUUCACGAAACACCUCGGUUGCCAACACACUCAUGGGUGCUUAUUUAAAGGCAAAGGGAGCCUCUGUCGUGCUUGCUCGCCAAGUGUUUGACGAAAUGUCUCUAAGAGAUAUAGUGUCAUAUAACACCAUGAUCUCGGGCUAUGGCCAAGCUGGCUUAGCGGUUGAGGCCUUGGCUUUGGUCCAUAGGAUUCAUAGCGAGUUGAGCGAGCCAGCGAGCGCAGUGACCCUAUCGGCUGUGCUCCUGGCUUGUGCUCAAGCUGGGGCCUUACGUUUCGGGCUUUGUGUUCAUACACAAGCCUUGCACAGAGACUUUCAUGUCAAUGUAUUUGUUGGAACGGCUCUUAUUGAUAUGUACUGUAAGUGCGGGCGUGUUGAUUUGGCCAGAAAAGCAUUUGACAUGAUGGGUAUGGAGUAUAGGAAUGUGAAGACAUGGACUGCGAUGGUGGCUGGUUAUGGCAUGCAUGGAAGAAGCAAUGAGGCUUUGCAAGUCUUUAGAGAGAUGAGAGAGAAUGCGGUGGAGCCGAAUUAUAUUACUUUUGUUGGUGUUUUAUCAGCUUGCAGCCAUGUUGGGUUCAUAGAGGAGGGGUGGAGGUGGUUUAAUGCCAUGAAAAUGCAGUAUGGGAUAGAACCAGGUGUUGAGCACUAUGGAUGUAUGGUUGAUUUGUUGGGUAGAGCUGGUUUGCUUGAUCAAGCUUAUGCUCUGAUAAAAUCCAUGGCCAUGAAGCCUGAUUUCGUGGUUUGGGGUGCAUUGCUUGGAGCUUGCAAGAUCCAUAAGAAUGUCAAACUUGGUGAAAUCUCAGCAAAGAAGCUCUUUGAAUUGGACCCGAAGAACACAGGUUACUAUGUUUUGUUAUCAAACAUCUAUUCUGAGGCAGGAAGGUGGGAAGACGCAGAGAAGAUCCGGGUUUUGAUGAAGAAGAGGGGGUUGGUUAAGGCCCCUGGUUAUAGCUUGGUUGAACACCAUGGAAGAGUGCAUUUCUUUUUGGUGGGUGAUAGAGAGCACCCACAAAGUGAAGAGAUCUAUGGGUUUUUGGAGAGAUUAAUGGGGAAAUUACAAGAAGCUGGUUAUGUGGCUGAUACAAAGGAGGCUCUUCAUGAUGUAGAUGAAGAAGAAAAGGAAACAAGUUUGUGGGUUCAUAGUGAGAAGCUCGCUGUGGCUUUUGGGGUGUUGAAUAUGGGGCCUAGAGUUUUAAUCAGGGUGAUCAAGAACCUCAGGGUUUGUGUCGAUUGCCAUAAUGUGAUCAAGAUGAUUGCAAAGCUGGAGGGGAGAGAGAUUGUGGUGAGAGAUUCGAAUCGGUUCCACCAUUUUUGCAGGGAUGGAACUUGCUCAUGUGGGGACUAUUGGUGACUAGAAGGUGCGGUGCAACGGCUUGAAUUGGUUGCACCAGUACACAUUCUUACCUUCUCUUACCACUCCUACUUCAUGGGAUAAGAGGCUUCAAAUUUGUCAUCUUUACUCCAUUUGGAAGAGAGAUUCUGCCAUAUCUACAACAAAGGAGACAAUUCUUUUUCGGAAAUCUGGGGAGGAGACAGGAUUUCCUUUUUCCAUUCUUCAAUAUGGGACUAAAAAUUAACACCUUCUUUAUAUACUAAAACAUUUUAGAAAAACUAUAUGGUUAAAUUAUAUUAUUUUGAUGAGUAAUGAUCUUAUUGGACCAUGCCACACCCCAAUGGUAUGGGAACCCUGAGGAUCAUUGUUAAAUGGCAGCCUCAGCAUCGAGAUUGGGAUUGGGGUUUACCUGGCAAUUUGUUCCAAAGCAGGUUACUGGUGGCAGACACCCAGCGGCUACGAUUAAAUAAGGGAACUAUCAACGGCUAAUAUUUUACUUUUCCCAUUUCUCUCUCUCAACUCUCAAAAGUUCUUUUAAUACCCUGAUACAUGUUCUGUACCUUAUACCUCUCUCUCUCGUACCACUUUUCUCAACCCAAACCUGCCGUAGUCUAUUUCUUCUCCCAUAUCUCUCUCUCUCCUUCCUGCUUCAAACCCCAUUAUCAACCUUACCUCUCUUCCCUUCUCAAGUUCUCUAGUCUCCACUACUCUCUUUCUUUCUCUCUAGCCAUUACUGUCUCUCUCCCCUUCUCUCGUCUCCACCACACACUCUCUCUCUCACCAUUGGUGUCUCUCUCUCCAUUAGCUUCUCUCUUUGCUGGAUGUCUAAAUAGCACGAGCCAUCUCAGACAAAAGAGGAGAGUUACCAUUGAAAUCAAAUUCAUGUAUGUGGAAUCCAAUACUCAAAAUUCUAGUUUUUCUUAUUGGGCCUACAAAAAUAAUUUCUUGGUAGCAAAGUCGUGGAAAACACAGGGCUUACCCUCGUUGCCUUUUUAUUUUCUUAGCUAUGUAUAUGAUUGUUGCUGUUGUGUGACAAGGUUGCUAAGAUGUCUUGACUCUCCAUUUUUGCGCAUGUAUUUAUCAUGGUGUCUACAUUGUCGUUAAUGUUGAGCACUUGUGAGGCUCAUACGUAUACCUGGUGCUUGAUUGGGUUUCUCCUAUUAAUAGUGCACUUCACAAGUUGAUGUAAAGUGAAAGUCGUGGCAGGUACAAUCUUGUGUGUGCUUCAAAACUCAAUGUCGCUGUGCUUAUUUUAAGUGUAUUUGUUGUUCCAUUGGAUAAGAAAGUAUUAACGAUUUGCUUAUAAACAAUAA
Messenger RNA from Amborella trichopoda, 3912 nucleotides. The record is from RefSeq and is a predicted model, not a curated record. Lineage: Eukaryota; Viridiplantae; Streptophyta; Magnoliopsida; Amborellales; Amborellaceae.